Molecule: messenger RNA, 2984 nt
Organism: Pygocentrus nattereri (red-bellied piranha)
Lineage: Eukaryota; Metazoa; Chordata; Actinopteri; Characiformes; Serrasalmidae
Product: zinc transporter ZIP9
Exons: 7
Coding region: 242-1165 (307 amino acids)
Biological process (GO): zinc ion transport; transmembrane transport
Cellular component (GO): membrane
Molecular function (GO): metal ion transmembrane transporter activity
Source: RefSeq, a predicted model, not a curated record
GCGGCUCUUCGGGCGGGCGGUGAUGGGAUGUGCCCCAGCAGUUAAACGGCGACGUGGAAAGUUUGGUCUGAGCGCUUUAAGUUCUCAACCGAAGCUUUUAGUCCAGAUUCUCAACCCUUUCGGCUAAUACUUAAACCUGAAAAUGGUUCUGUAGCUCGACUAAGUCCGUAUAUUCAACCUACAGAGUGGGACACCCAGAACCUGCAGAACCGAGCAACAGCAACUCCGUACAGUGAAAGUAAUGGACGGAGCGGUGGCGGUUAUUUUAAUUUCUCUCGCAAUGUUCGUGGGAUGUUUUCUGCUCGGACUCAUUCCGGUGCUCUUCAACUUCUCCCAGCAGAAGCUACAGUUUGUGAGCGUGCUGGGGGCGGGGCUGCUGUGUGGCACCGCCCUCGCCAUCAUCAUCCCAGAGGGAGUGGAGUUGGUGGAGGAGUCAUGGAGAGAUUCGCUCUGCUCUGGUGUCACAGCCAGACUGAACAGCUCAGACUCCAACUCGACUCUUGAGCCGUCUGCGGCGACAGGACUGCGUCCACACGUCUUCAUAGGAGCAUCUCUUGUUCUGGGCUUCACUCUGAUGUUUGUGGUGGACCAGAUUGCCAAUUACUGUUCUGCACAAGUCUCACGACCAAGCAUAUAUAGCGGCAGCGGCAUCACAGCCACGCUGGGUCUCAUCAUCCAUGCUGCAGCUGACGGUGUCGCUCUUGGUGCAGCUGUGGCUUCUUCUGAAGUGUCAGUUCAGGUUAUUGUGUUCUUCGCUGUGAUUUUGCACAAGGCUCCGGCUGCAUUCGGUCUUGUCUCCUUCCUCUUACACGCCGGCUUGGAGAAGAGCACAAUUCAGAAGCAUUUACUGGCUUUCUCGGCUGCAGCUCCACUGCUGGCUGUUAGCACCUACUUCAUCCUGAGCAUGACAGGUGGGUCACCACAGCACCGCCUCAGCGCUACAGGGAUUGGGAUGCUGGUCUCCGCUGGAACAUUCCUCUAUGUGGCUACAGUGCAUGUAUUGCCAGAGAUUAACAGCAGGGGGCAGCAGAGGACCACCCAUUUCCACCACCAUGCAGGCUCAGGGCCCUAUCAGCAGGGGGCGAUGGGUGUCUUGGAAAGCAUCACCCUGAUCACAGGAGCUGCUCUACCUGUCCUUCUGGCUCUUGGGCUGCCUGAUGACUGAAUGACCCUCACAGACUGUUACGCCGCCAGAGAUGAUUAAUAGAAUUGUAAUAAUAGAACUGUAAACACACUUUAGGCUUUAUGGCUGUUUGUGAUUGAUUAUUCGUUUUUGUUUACGAUUAACGAGACUUCCCAGUCCUCAAACUUUUGUUUUUAAAUAAAUCAUCCCCUUGGAGUUAUAAGGUUCUGUCUAAGGUUCUGAGCAGCUUUGAGAUACUGAGCUUGAAAGAUUUUGCAUUCUGGACAGCAGAACUGAUCUGUGUCUUUCAUUCAUGACAGUAGCUACGUUCACAUUUACAGGGCUCACUGCUCAAAUCCGAUCGUUUAGGUAACGAUCACUCAUUUAGGUACGAGAUUCUAAUCUUUCAUUAAUGUGAUGAACCAGCCUGAAAUGAAAAAGGUGAGAUGAGCUGCUUUUCCACCAUUUACAGGCUUUAACUUCUGUUCAGCGCUGUUGCCAUGGUAACGCUAAAUGAUGGUCACACGCAGUUGGAAAAGCACAUGAAUUCCAAACUGAGCAUCACAUUAAGGUCACAUGACCAUAAAUCAGAUACGUAUCCGAUCUAGGACCACGUAUGAAAGUGGCUCAGGUCGGAUUUGUCGGAUUUUGGACAGAUCAGAUUUGUGUCCACACAGCCCUGAAAACAUCAGAUCUGAGUCACAUUAGGGCAAAAAAUCAGAUUUGUGACAAUUUAACCUGAUAAUGUGAUUGUAGCCAAUGACAGACACCCUAAAUGUGUUCUGAAUGUACAAAAUCAAAAUCCUGUCUGAGAGAACCUAAAAAAGUUUUUCAAGCAAUGUAUUUUGUUUUAAAGCGUAAGUGGUGAUGUGUAACAGUGUCUAUCAAAAGGUUCAAUUUAAUGCUUCCUAUGACAUUUUUAUGGCAUUUAUUUUUAUUAUUUAUUUUUAUGACUUUUUUUUCUCAUUUUAGGACAGGUCAUCUUUUCUUGUUGAAAAAAGUCCUGCAGAUUAUCGCUGCUGUCCGAACAAAACCUUGUAUCUCAACUUUUCAUUUUUUUACAUAAUUAAAAAAUACCAGUUGUCUGUUAUAUUGUGUGUAAAUGUUAUGAUAAGUGGACCAAAGGAAAACUUGGUUCCAUUGGCUUAAAUUUAAAGUAAAUCGUUUUUUUUCCUUCUCCUGUAAAGUUACUGUUUGGGAGACACAGGGUUUUGAUUGGCAGCUACAUAAAGGUGAAUGUUAAAUAUUGUGUCCAGAGCAGAGGUCAGUUUUAGGUAGAAACCAUUCAUUUAAGAGUAGCUGAGACAGCAACCAGCUUCUGUAAUAAACUGUCCCAGCAGGCCAGUCUAAAGGUGGUGUGAGGUCCAGUUUUGUUUUUGUAAGACGACAGGCAGAAAUUCAGCAACGUUUUCAUGCUUCAUAAAGCUUUAUAAAUUUUCCUGCUGUCACUGAGCAAAGCAGCGACAUGGCAAAGAAGCAGAACCUGAUUGGUCCUCUUGAGUGUGUUCAAAGUGCUGACCGGCUCACAGAUAGUACCUCAUAGAACCAAGUUAAGAGUUUGGACAUCUUGGAAACAUUUUGUUUUGUAGAUAUAAGAAGUCACAAAAUAAGAAUGUGGAAAAACUAAAUUUUGACAAAAAUGUCAGAACUUUAUAAUUCCAAGGGAACAAAAUAUAAUUUACAUGUGUGUAAGUUUAAAUGCAGGUAUUCAAGUCAUAUGCAGUAUGCAGUGCUCCCUGCAGGACAGUAAUAGCACAUUAACAGCUGUUUAUCUUUUCAGACCUCACAGAUCAAAUUCACUCACAUGUUCCAAACAAGUGAAUAAAAAGUUAUUCUGUGUGGCUCAGUCCACAAUCACAAA